Molecule: messenger RNA, 549 nt
Organism: Drosophila bipectinata
Lineage: Eukaryota; Metazoa; Arthropoda; Insecta; Diptera; Drosophilidae
Gene: Dpy-30L1
Product: Dpy-30-like 1
Source: RefSeq, a predicted model, not a curated record
UAGAUCUAAGUGUUGGGAAACACAAAGAAAAAACAGAUUAUAAUUCGUAAAGUCGGCUCUUGGACAAAUAAGUCAUGGACGCUAAGACCGAAGCCCCAAUUUCGCCGGCUGCCCCUGUGACCCAAUCUACGGAGGCUGCCAAAGAUCAGAACAGCGCCGCCAACAACACUUCGAACGCGGCAAGCGUAGGAGCCAGCACUGCGCAGUCCACCCCAGCCGCCCAAUCGGAGCCCGCCGCCAAGAAACCGCGUCGUGAAACUAGCACCUUGACUCGCCAGUACCUGGACCAGACCGUGGCUCCUGUUCUGCUGAAUGGGUUACAAGCGCUUGCCCGCGAACGCCCUGCUGAUCCCCUUCAGUUCCUGGCCGCCUACCUUCUGAAGCACAGCAACGGAUGCGAGGAGAACAAUUCUGUGCCGGCAGAGAACAACUCCUAAUCUCGUAACUACAUAAAUGUAAAAACCCCAUAAAGUCAUCCGCCGCCCCUUUUAGAUACUUAAGUAAAAGUUUCACAAAUAAAAGUGUAAAUUAGAAUGUAAUUGCAAAAAA